Rhizophagus irregularis DAOM 181602=DAOM 197198 is the source of this 1691-nucleotide messenger RNA. RefSeq lists its product as uncharacterized. NCBI's taxonomy places the organism in Eukaryota, Fungi, Glomeromycota, Glomeromycetes, Glomerales, Glomeraceae. Gene Ontology annotation, biological process: regulation of transcription by RNA polymerase II; chromatin remodeling. Gene Ontology annotation, cellular component: NuA4 histone acetyltransferase complex; SWI/SNF complex. The record is from RefSeq and is a predicted model, not a curated record. Gene Ontology annotation, molecular function: chromatin binding.
GUAAAUUUCAUUCCUAUAACGUUGAACGAUGUCUACAUAUGGCGGAGACGAAGUUUCGGCUAUCGUUUUAGAUGUUGGUUCGUGUUGGACCAGAGCCGGCUAUGCUGGUGAAGAUACUCCAAAGGCCGUUUUUCCAACUUCAUAUGGAUACAUUGAAGAGGAAAAGGAAAUUCCCCCUGAUCCGGAUACUCAAAUGGAAGAUGUGAUUCCUACUUCUGAAAAUAAACCCGUUAAGAGCGUUGAGAAAAGAUACAUAAUAGGGGAUACAGGAGUAGCAGCAUGGAGAGAGAAUAUGGAAAUCAAAAAUCCUCUUGUUGAUGGAUUAAUUCAAGAUUGGGACGCGUUAGAAAAGAUUUGGGAUUAUGCAUUUGAUAAAAGCCUAAGAAUUGAUCCAAAGGAGCAUCCAAUAUUUGUAACUGAAUGUGCUUGGAAUACUAGAGAUAUUAGGGAGAGACUUACUGAACUUGCAUUUGAGAAAUACAAUUCUUUAGCAUUUUAUGUUGCAAAGAACCCAGUAUUAUCAGCAUUUGCAGCUGGUCGCCCAACUGCUGUUGUUAUGGAUUGUGGAGCAAGUAGUACGAGCUGUGUACCAGUGGUUGAUGGCUAUGUUCUUAAAAAAGGCAUUUACAAACAACCAAUUGCUGGUGACUUCUUAUCUGAACAACUUUUACAACUACUACAACAGAAAUUUGAUAUCAACGUCGUACCACAUUAUAUGAUUGCAAAGAAAACUAGUGUAGAUCCUGACCAACCUGCAAACGUCGAAUUUAAAGAACGGCCAAAUACAACAGGCAGUUAUCACAAGUUCAUGCAAAUGAGGAUAAUGCAAGAAUUCAAGGAAUCGGUGUGUCAAGUAUCUGAAGUUACAUAUAAUCAUUCAUCGAUUAAUACACGGCCAAUGAAAUACUUUGAAUUUCCUGACGGAUUUAAUACAUCGAACGGUUCUCUACGUUUUAGUGUGCCAGAGAUUUUAUUUGAUCCAAGAUUCAUAACGCAGCCUCAGGAUGGACCUAAUUUUGAUACUUCUGCGUUAUUAGGAAUACCUCAAAUGAUUCAUCAAAGUAUUGGCGUCUGUGAUAUUGAUGUUCGACCGAAUUUAUUAAAUAAUAUUAUCUUAACUGGAGCUACAACGUUAUUACCUGGUUUCGCUGAUCGUGUAAAUCAUGAAUUAUCCAGUAUGAAUCCGGGGCCGAAAAUCAAACUUUAUGCAGCGGGUAAUACCAUUGAACGCAAAUGUAGUAGUUGGUUAGGUGGAUCCAUCCUUUCAUCAUUGGGAACGUUCCAUCAAUUAUGGAUUUCGCGAAAAGAAUAUGACGAUUACGGGAGAGGAAUAGUAGAAAAAAAAUGCGAUAACUGACUUCUUUUUCUAUACUUAUUUUUCAUUUUCAUGUACCUUUGAAUAGGACAGAGGAUGUUUGUUCUUUAUUUGACAAUUGUAAAAAAUACAUUUAAUAAUAAAUAGAGAUGAUCACCAAAUUAACCGCAGCAAUCACUUAAUUCCGGUAGAAUUAGGCUAAUUUUGGCAUGUAUCGCAAAAAUACCCACGAGUGUUAAAUAAUUAAAUAAUUUAAUAAAAAUUCAUGUAAUGACGUAAUUUCGAAUGUUUCAUCAUUAUGAUAUCAUCUUAAAUAUCAAAAGUUAUAUAAACUACCUUCGAAGUUUUAAAUUAUUAUUACAAAAAAAAAAAAAAA